AUGACUUCAGAAGAUUCAGGUAUUCAAUUGGUUGAUUUAUUACAAGACUUGGGUAUUAAUGCUGGUGAUAUCAAUAAAUUGAAAUUAGCUGGUGUUUGUUCAAUUGCAGUAUGUAUUGACUAUAUUAUUUGACGAAGUAAAUAUUGACCAUGGGGACUUAUUUAGUCAGUUUUAUCAACUACAAAGCGUAAUUUAAUCAAAAUUAAAGGUUUAAGUGAAGCUAAAGUGGAAAAAAUUAAAGAAGCUGCUGGUAAAUUAAAAGUAUGAAAUUGAAAUAAUUUGUUAAUUUUUGGUGAAAAUACUAAUUUUUUGAUUUCUAGUCUAUUGGAUUCAUUUCUGCUUCUAUUAUUUCUGAAAAUAGAAAAAAUGUGUUUUCUAUCACCACUGGUUCAAAACAAUUUGAUGAGAUUUUAGGUGGUGGAAUUCAAUCAAUGUCAAUUACUGAAGUUUUUGGUGAAUUUAGAUGCGGUAAAACUCAAUUAUGUCAUACAUUAUGUGUAGCAGCUCAAUUACCAAAAGAAUUAGGAGGUGCAGAAGGUAGAGUUGCAUUCAUUGAUACUGAAGGUACUUUUAGACCAGAAAGAAUUAAAUCAAUAGCUGCUAGAUUUGAAGUAGAUCCAGAUACAGUAUUAGAAAAUAUUUCAUACGCUAGAGCUUUAAAUUCAGAACAUCAAAUUGAAUUAAUUGAACAGUUGGGUCAUGAAAUUAGUGAAGGUACAUAUCGUUUAUUAAUUAUUGAUUCAAUUUUGGCUUGUUUUAGAGUUGAUUAUACUGGUAGAGGUGAAUUAAAUGAACGUCAACAAAAAUUAAAUCAACAUUUAAAUCAAUUACGAAGAAUUGCUGAAGAUUAUAAUAUUGCUGUUUUUCUAACUAAUCAAGUUCAAUCUGAUCCUGGUGCAUCUUCAUUGUUUGCUGCUGCUGAUGGUAGAAAACCUGUUGGUGGUCAUGUUUUAGCUCAUGCUUCUGCAACAAGAAUUUUAUUAAGAAAGGGGAGAGGUGGAGAAAGAGUUGGAAAAAUUCAAGAUAGUCCAAAUAUGCCUGAAAAAGAAUGUGUUUAUGUUAUUAGUGAAGGUGGUAUUAAGGAUAGUGAGUAA
Messenger RNA from Insectozyma verbasci, 1094 nucleotides. The record is from the annotation of a GenBank genome assembly. NCBI's taxonomy places the organism in Eukaryota, Fungi, Ascomycota, Pichiomycetes, Serinales, Debaryomycetaceae.